AUGCUUUCCCCCCGCGCCGCAAAAACCGCAUCAGCCCUCCACCGGCCGUGGCGCUUCGCCCCCGUUCAAACCUACUCCCCGACCACAAACCCAUCCGGCCUAAUCUCCUUUGGCAGCGCGAGCAACGCCCUCAUGCAGUCCUCCGUCGCCGCCUUUGCCGCCACGGUCAAGCUGACGCCCGACGUAUUCGGAUACAGUUACAGCACCGCCGGCGGCGUCCGUCUCCGCGCCGCGAUGGUGGGGCAUCUGAACGCCACGUUCCGUCCCUAUGCGCCGUUGGAAAUGGAGCAUGUGAGGGUUGCGGCGGGGGCGACGGCCGUGCAGUGCAUUCUUGCGUUUGCGCUGGCGUCGCCUGGGGAAGGGGUGUUGGUGCCGAGGCCGGUGUAUGGGCGGUUUGAGCUUGAUUUUGGGAAUGAGAUGGGUGUGGAGGUUGUGUAUGCCGAUACCACGCCCGAGACGUGUUUCCUGCCGGAUGUGGUUGUUGAGGAGUUUGAGGCUGCGGUGAGGAGGGAAAGGGAGAGGGGAGUGAGGGUGAGGGCGGUGAUGAUUGUGAAUCCGAGUAAUCCGCUUGGACGGUGUUAUUCCCGCGAGACGCUUGUGGCGAUUAUGCGGUUUUGUGGAAGGCACAAGAUUCACCUUGUUAGCGAUGAGGUGUAUGGGUUAUCUGUUUUUAGGUCUUCUGAUGAGAUGCCUGGGUUCACGUCGGUGUUGUCUAUUGAUCCGGAGGGGAUUAUCGACCCGGAUCUGGUGCACGUGGAGUACGGCCUGGCCAAGGACUUUGCGUCGUCGGGAUUACGGUUGGGUGCGCUGCUAUCGAGGAACGCCGCGCUGCAUGAGGCGUUCUCGAGCGUUGUGAGGUUUCAUAGUCCUGCUGGGCCGUCUGUUGCGAUUGCGGCUGCCAUGUUUGAGGAUCGGGUGUGGCAUGAUGAGUUUAUUGCGAGUUCGAGGCGGAGUAUUGCUGGUGCGUAUGAGUUUGUGACGACGAUGCUGAGGGAGAUGGGGGUUGGGUUUGUGGAGGCGAAUGCCGGAUUGUUUGUGUAUGUUGAUCUGUCGCCUUGGUUGCCACCGCCGGAGGAGUACGAGUCGGAUCGGGAGAGGGAGUUUGCGUUGGCGGAAAGGUUUGUUGAGAGGGGUGUGUUCUUGCAUCCGGGGGAGGAGCAUUGUCUUGCGCCGGGACGGUUUCGGUUGGUCUAUACACAGGAGGAGUAUAUCGUGGCUGAGGGGUUGAGAAGGUAUGUUUAUAUGGAGUGA
Colletotrichum godetiae is the source of this 1251-nucleotide messenger RNA. RefSeq names its product 1-aminocyclopropane-1-carboxylate synthase. The transcript has a single exon. The record is from RefSeq and is a predicted model, not a curated record. NCBI's taxonomy places the organism in Eukaryota, Fungi, Ascomycota, Sordariomycetes, Glomerellales, Glomerellaceae. Gene Ontology annotation, biological process: amino acid metabolic process; biosynthetic process. The coding region runs from base 1 to 1251 and encodes 416 amino acids. Gene Ontology annotation, molecular function: transaminase activity; pyridoxal phosphate binding.